Molecule: messenger RNA, 333 nt
Organism: Quercus robur (English oak)
Lineage: Eukaryota; Viridiplantae; Streptophyta; Magnoliopsida; Fagales; Fagaceae
Exons: 2
Coding region: 1-333 (110 amino acids)
Molecular function (GO): zinc ion binding; nucleic acid binding
Source: RefSeq, a predicted model, not a curated record
AUGGUAAUGACAUUGUCAGAGCUGCUCAAUAUGUUGAAAGCAGCUGAGGAUCUCAUCAAGAAAGAAAAGCCUACUGUAAUGUUGGCUAAAAAAUCUAAUACUUCUGUUAAGUUGAAGCCUAAGGGUAAGAACUUGAAGAGAAAAGGGUCUCAGUCAUUCAAUAAGGCUCAAUGUGACAAAGUGAAUAAGGACACUGAGAAAAAGAAAGCAAAAGGAAAUUGUUUCCAUUGCGGUAAGCCUGGUCAUUGGAAGAGAAACUAUCGCCAUUAUUUGGCUUCUCUGAAGAAUGACAAACCUACAGAAGGGGUUCAAGGAGACCUGAAGGCUAAAUGA